Penicillium chermesinum is the source of this 411-nucleotide messenger RNA. RefSeq lists its product as uncharacterized. The transcript has a single exon. NCBI's taxonomy places the organism in Eukaryota, Fungi, Ascomycota, Eurotiomycetes, Eurotiales, Aspergillaceae. The record is from RefSeq and is a predicted model, not a curated record. Bases 1 to 411 code for a protein of 136 amino acids.
AUGUCCGGAGUUCCUCUUGACUCAAAACCAAUGCUGCCCCCACGGCGCGCCGCCACGGCAGAUGUCUCAGCACCGACGAUGGAGGUUGAGCGACAACGCCUAGAGAGAGCUCCACCGGUCCCGAGAAAGCCCAUUUCCCUGAGCUCACAAGGUUCUAAGCCGGCCUCGAUCUCGGGACGCCAGACAAAUGCUACAUCCCCGGGGGUGGAUCUGCUCGUUCUCAGCAAUCUUACUCCGCAGCAGGCACAAGCUCCGCCUCUGUUGAUUUGCUUGGCGACUCUGCAGAUGAACCGAUCGAGUGGAAACCCCUCGUUCCACAGUGAUCCGCCCAUACAUCAUCUCUUGUUCAGCAGACUCAUGGACUACCAAUUUAUGCUGCAGAAUACUAUAGAGACAAACUUUAAUCUUUAG